Molecule: messenger RNA, 1965 nt
Organism: Tilletiopsis washingtonensis
Lineage: Eukaryota; Fungi; Basidiomycota; Exobasidiomycetes; Entylomatales
Product: cation efflux protein
Exons: 7
Coding region: 168-1829 (553 amino acids)
Biological process (GO): zinc ion transmembrane transport; intracellular zinc ion homeostasis
Cellular component (GO): membrane
Molecular function (GO): zinc ion transmembrane transporter activity
Source: RefSeq, a predicted model, not a curated record
GCCUCUCACCACCACCUCUCUCCUCGCAGCAGCCACUCGCUGCGCUUCUCCUCCUCACUUGCCUCGCUGCUCGCUCCUGCAGCUCAGGCUCUCACGCUCACGACCCGAGCGACCGGACUCCUUCGACUCCUUUGUCUCAGCUGCACCUCGCCCCUGUUGCGCCCACCAUGGUGUCGUUUGGCAAGGAGGCGCGCAUCAUCACGCUGCUCAUCAUCGAUGUCGUCUUCUUUCUCGUCGAGAUCAUCGUCGGCUACUCGGUCGGCUCGCUGGCCCUCGUGGCCGACAGCUUCCACAUGCUCAAUGAUGUCAUGAGUCUCAUCGUCGCGCUGUACGCUCUGCGGGUGAGUACGCCGAAAAGCAGCGGAGAGAUCGGGUCGCAGCAGAUGGGCGCAGAUGGCUGGCUGGCGUCUGCAGCUGUGCAGUGGGUGCAGACGUUUAGCUGCAACGGCCAGGUGGAAGCCAGUCAGCUCUCGACGCGCGAGCACACCAAGGACGCGCGCUACUCGUACGGCUGGCAGCGCGCCGAGAUCCUCGGUGCGCUCGUCAACGGCGUCUUCCUGCUGGCGCUGUGCUUCAGCAUCUUCAUGGAGGCGAUUGAGCGUGCCGUCAACAUCACGGAGGUGUCGAACCCGCGCCUCGUCGUCAUCGUCGGCUCGUUCGGCCUGGCGAGCAACAUCGUCGGCCUCUUCCUCUUCCACGACCACGGCCACUCGCACGGCGGCGGGCACUCGCACUCGCACGCGCCCGUCAAGGCGCCGCCGUCGCCGCGCGCCGAGGGCGACGUGGCGGCGCCGAGCGAGAGCAGCACGAGCACGGCGGUGCAGACGCGCCACCGCGAGGACAGCGUCACGUCGCUGUACGGCCACCCGGCACAGACGCGCGCCUACGUCGUCAAGGCGGCGCAGGACCUCGGCUACGAGCGCGACGAGUCGGCGCGCCUCAACGGCGCGGCGCCGGCGGCGGGCUACGGCGCGACGGAGGCACACGACCACGCCGGCCACUCGCACGACGUCGAGGCGGCUGCGCCCGCACACCCGCACGACGACCACGACCAUGGACACUCGCACGGCGGCCACAGCCACGGCAGCAUGAACAUGCGCGGCGUCUUCCUGCACGUGCUCGGCGAUGCGCUCGGCAACGUGGGCGUCAUCGCCUCGGGCCUCUUCAUCCUCGAGACGACGUACUGGUGGCGCUUCUACUCGGACCCGGCGAUCUCGUUCCUCAUCACCAUCAUCAUCUUCUCCUCUGCGCUGCCGCUCGUCAAGUCGGCGUCGUUCAUCCUGCUGCAGGGCGUGCCGCCUUCCGUGCCGCUCGAGGAGGUGCGCGAGAUGCUCGUGCAGACCGACGGCGUCAUCAGCAUCCACGAGCUGCACGUGUGGCAGCUGAGCGAGAGCACGAUCAUCGCCAGCAUGCACGUGCUCGUCGACUGCGGGCCCGGGCAGGACGAGCGGUACAUGCACAUUGCGCAGCGUCUGCGCAACGUGCUGCACUCGUUUGGCGUGCACGCCGCGACGAUCCAGCCCGAGUUUGUGCGCGGCGGCCUCAAGACGGCGGCGCGCAUGAGCGGCGUCGAUGUGGCGCCGCAGGAGACCGACGAGCACGGCCGCCUCAUCACGCCCGCCGGCACGCUGGUCGAGGCCGAGCUGUCCCAGAACGAGACGGCCUGCCUCAUCAGCUGCGGCCCCGAGGGCUCGAGCUGCGCCGAAGAGUCGUGCUGCCCGCCGCCCAAGGGCAGCACGCUCGCCGCCGGCGGCUCGUCGCCGUCGGCGUCCGGCUCGGCCUCGCGUCCGCGCUCCACGCACAGCAACCACGACGGCCACGCGCACUAGCGCCGUGGGCCGUUCCCUCUGCUCUUCUCUGCCUCUGCGAGGCGCGCCUUCUUUUGUGGGAUCGAACGGGACGCUCUAAUGGUCGCUGCGACGAGGCGGAUGCACGGCGUGACGAAUGGAUGCUUUGCUAGAUCGU